AUGAACAUGGAGAAGCUGGGCUCCACAGUGCCCUGUGUUCACAGGCUCCACAGUGAGACGAAAUGUCCUGGUUUAAAACGGACAUUGAUCAGACCUGCUGGGAAGGCGAGCGGGAGGCAGAAAGUCACGGCUGCUUCCAAGUUUCUGUUGGCAGAGAGGGCAGAGCUGACAACUCCCAGUGAAAGAUGUUUUCACUGUGGCGCAAGAGCAGAGACAGGGCCAGCCUGGCACCCCAGCCCCGCUCACAGCUCUAGGUUGAUGCUUCUCAGAGGGAAGAGCUCUUUCUCUCUCAAGCGUUUCAAUAAUCUUAUCCUAACCUGGCACAGAACCUCACCCUUCCUGGGAACACAGGAAGGUUUGCUACUUGAUGUCAGUAAAAUCCAACUCCUUAAGGUCUCUCCUGGGGUCCAUGGGGUGGAGUUCAUUCCACACCAUUCUGAGACAGAGUCAGAGGAAUUUGCUGGGUCUUCUCUGGCUCGGAAUAAGUCCACCAGACAUCUCUACCUUAUCCAGAAGAGAGUCAUUUAUUUUCACAAGUGCAUAGCAGCCGACACCACCAGCACUAACCAGAUUGGAUUCUUGCUCCACUCUCGGGGCCCUCAUUCAAGGUUGGUCUGUUCCCGCAGGCCUUCUGACAAGUGCCACAUUUUGUUCCUCUAA
Pan troglodytes (chimpanzee) is the source of this 660-nucleotide messenger RNA. RefSeq lists its product as uncharacterized. The transcript has a single exon. The record is from RefSeq and is a predicted model, not a curated record. The coding region runs from base 1 to 660 and encodes 219 amino acids. Lineage: Eukaryota; Metazoa; Chordata; Mammalia; Primates; Hominidae.